Cylicocyclus nassatus is the source of this 482-nucleotide messenger RNA. Lineage: Eukaryota; Metazoa; Nematoda; Chromadorea; Rhabditida; Strongylidae. The record is from the annotation of a GenBank genome assembly.
CGCGCUUUCCGGGUCGAAAAAGACUGUACGCAUGGUAGGCUGUCUCGUUCUGUCUUUUCUCCACGAAAGACAAGUAUCGUUGAUUCGUUGACCCGGAUUGCUCAAACCCUGCGGACCACGCGCUCCGUGGCUGAAUUGUCGCGAGAGCACGACCUGGACAAUGGCAGUUUGUACUGGGGCAAGCGUUUUAUCUCGCGGCGCUUGCUUCGCAGUGAUGUCCAGUCCGUGCGGUCAACGAAUUAACUAUAUCUGGGAUUGAGUGAGUUCAUCGAUGAAGGAGAAAUCAGCUAUUAGAUACAAAGUCUUUGCCAGGAUAAGCUUGAUUCAAUUUAUACAUCCACUCUGACAUCGUACUACAAUGAGAGUCUGGGCAGAAAGAAGUUGAACUGCUGCAUCUUGAAAGUGGAUUGUUGAUGGAAGAAGAAAGGUGAAUAAGUAGAAUCUGUAGAGAGUAUACAUACAUAGGUACAUACAGUCGAGUA